AUGAAUAUCUCAAACAGCACUGAUUUUGAACCUGUCAGUGAACUGCAGAGCUACGGAACUCUUUCGGCAGCUUCGUUUGGAUUCAUUUUAACGUCGUUCACACUGUUUGGAAUCAGACAAUCAAAAUUUGAUAACACUUUUGCCCGGAUCUUGGCACAAAAACUCGUUGCUCAUUUGCUUGCUUUUAUCAUGUUCGGUUUCCGACCACUAAGUGUAAAAAAUUGGAGUGGGAAUCCACCAACAGCAGAGUUUGUGCAAACUCUUGAAAAAACUCUAUUCUGUCUUACAUAUGGAAUUUCAUUGAACUAUGUCGGAGUUUUGGUGUAUUUACUAUCGAUUGUUGUCUACCCAACACUUAAACCGUAUAAUUGCAGAAGGUAA
Molecule: messenger RNA, 381 nt
Organism: Caenorhabditis remanei
Lineage: Eukaryota; Metazoa; Nematoda; Chromadorea; Rhabditida; Rhabditidae
Exons: 3
Coding region: 1-381 (126 amino acids)
Source: RefSeq, a predicted model, not a curated record